CAUUUUAAAAUUCGUUUUCUCAGUAAACUGUGGCAACCAGCCAUGUUGGGUAGUGUCGGUGAAUCAAGUGUUUCUACGUAAAAACUCAAUUUUUUUAGUGUUUGUGUUCUUUAGUGAUCCCUGUGAAUUUGGAUUAACAUGGCGACUCUAACGGAAAACGCAAAUUGGGGCACAGAGCUAUGGGAUCAAUAUGAUAACUUGUCAAUACACACACUGAAAGGGAUCGAUUUCUUAGAAAGAUAUGGGCAUUUUGUGAGGGAUCGAGCCACAAUAGAAUCUGAAUAUGCAUAUAAGUUGAGACGUUUAGUGAAAAAUUACCAACCCAAGAAGAAAGACGAGGAAGAUUACCAGUUUACGUCAUGUAGGGCUUUCAAGGCUCUGAUGACUGAAAUAAAUGAUAUGGCAGGACAGCAUGAGGUCGUGGCUGAAGAUUUACAAGCAAAUGUGAUAAGGGAGCUUACUGCUUUAGUUAAGGACUUACGGGAAGAACGGAAGAAACAAUUGCAAGAGGGCCAGAGACUGUCACAAUCAUUACAAACGCAAAUAGAAUCUUUGCAAAGGGCGAAAAAAGCGUAUGACAAGGCUUUCAAAGAGGCUGAAAAAGCCAUUGACGGAUUCCAGAAAGCAGAUGCUGACUUUAACUUGUCCAGAGCUGAGGUUGAAAAGCAUCGUGCCAACAUGGCUCACAAGACUCAAACAUGCGACCAAGCCAAAAACGAAUACGCUGUACAACUUCAACAAACCAAUCAACUUCAAAGACAACACUUCCGAUCUGGUCUUCCUGAGGUGUUUCGGCAGCUGCAAGACCUCGAUGAAAAACGGAUAAAGAACAUAAAGAAUUUUAUUAAGGGUAGUGUUGAAUUAGAAAGGAACGUGUUUCCCAUUAUCAAUAAGUGUCUCGAUGGGGUUCUAAAAGCGGCGGACAUUAUAAACGAAAAGGAGGACACGCUGUUGGUUAUAGAGAAAUAUAAAUCGGGUUUCCAACCUCCAGAGGACUUUCCAUUUGAAGAUCUCUCUAAAGGUGGUAGUGACUCGGGUAGUGCUAAUAAUUUGAACAAUAUACAGUUAGGAAGCAAGAUCAAAGAUGGUGGUUACACAGUCAAGGGUACCAUAACGGGCAAAGCAAUGAAGAAACGUGCAGGCAUAUUUAAUAUUUUUGGAAGUCGAGGGAAGCUUACAGAAGUCUGUAUGGCAAUAAAGAAUGCUGCAAUUGCUGAUGGAAAGGAGGAUCUUAGUGAACUUCCACCGAAUCAAAGAAGAAAAAAGUUGAUGCAAAAAAUUGAGGAAUUGAAGACAAAAGUGACGCAAGAAACAGCUGCUCGAGAUGGACUCAUGAAAAUGAAAGGCGUCUACGAAGGCAAUCCUGCAUUAGGUGAUCCUAGAACAAUUGAGAGUCAAUUGAACGAAUGUAGCCAUAGACUAGAAAAACUUCAACAGGACCUUGUUAGAUAUCAGGGCUAUUUAGAUGAAGUGGUUAAAGGUAUUCAGUCAGGUAAUCUAACAAAUUCUGUAACCGGCAGUCCAAGAUUGCUCAAUGGAAGUUCCCGCAUUCACAGAAACAGCGGUGGAAGUGCCGCAGAAGAAAACAGUCUUAGCAGGUCUGCCAGUGAUAGUAGCGUAACAAAUACCACCUUAAACAAUAUUAAAAGAAGCGCCCCUGGCACGCCCCAAUUAAAUCAUGGUUGUUCAAACAGUCCCGAAAGUGGCCUGGGAACUUCGCACACGUCUUUGCAUCAUGCCGACUCGGAUCAGGACCAAUACGAUGGAAAUCAUGCGGAUCCCGAAAGCGAAUACUACGAGGCAGAUGUGUUGCCUGCCAUCGGGAUUUGUCGGGCAUUGUACGCCUUCGAAGGUACGUUCUCUGCAAGCGAAGGUAGUAUACCAAUGGCCCAAGACGAAGAGCUACAUUUGAUUGAAGUCGACCAAGGCGAUGGAUGGACGAGGGUACGAAGGAUAAACGGUGAAUUCGAAGAAGGUUUCGUACCCACCACGUAUAUAGAAACUUCACUCUUCAAUACUUAAACUCAAAAUACGUUGAGAUGCAAUAUUAGUGACAGCAUAACAGUAUGCGUUAAGUGGGGACAACUAUUCAAUUCUUUACAGUUGGUCGAUGAAGAAGUUCCGACUUUUCUCCUAGGACAACUUUCUGAAGCCAUUUAGCAGGAAAUACAUUUUUUCGCUCUCUUUAUAUAAUAAGGAAAUGAAAAUAAGCAUUUCCUAUUUAAAGAUUUUUUUGUUGAGUAGUUCUGGAAUCAAUUCGUCAACUGUAAAUAUCGGAAGUUAGUUCAUCACGUUUACAAUAUCAAACAUUUUACCGGUAGCCCACUUAAUUUUAUUGCCCUGGGUUCAAUGAGACUUUUUCGAAGUGUAUUAUAUUAGUGCAUAGUUGAAAUGAUUUGCCUUGAUUAUCCCGAACAACAUGAUCAAAAUUGUAUUAGUCGAAGGCAUUUUUUAGUUAAAAGCGGAUUUAAUAGCUUGCUUGAACAAACUUGUUUAUUUGUAUAAAGAGAUGCGCUAUAUGCUUUUGCCUAGCACAAUUAGGAAUUAAAUCGUAGUCAAAAUAGUAUUUGAGAUAUUUCCACUAAGUCAAAAGCAGUGCAAAAAUGUAUAAGCUAACAUUUAUCCUGUUAGAUCUUCCAACCGUGUAUUUUCGUCUAGUAAAUAACCAUCAUCCAUGAUUAUGGUCUUAACCAAUUAAAAGCUCUGGACCAUAUUUCAUUACGUUUCCUUAUUAUUUUCUAUAGAUAUGGUAUAGAUGGUCUGUUAAUUAAAAAUAAAAUUUAGAGUAGCUACUCAUUUUUUUUAGUAAACUGUUUAGAAAUCUUAAAGCAUAAUAGAAAAUGUAAAAAGACUAGUUGAAAGAUCGCAUAUACAUGUGCUUUAAUUGUUGCAACAUUCAGUGCGCAAGGAUGUUUAUUGUCUAUGAAGUGUCUAGAAUAUUGAAAAUAUUUUUUUUGUGGAAAAACCUAGCAUUUAACACCCAGGAAAAUAUUGUAAUUAAACAAAAUUGUAUUUUUAUUUACUUAAUGGUUACUUUAAUCCGUCCUCUAUUUUUCUUUUCGUACUGGUACAUUUAGGCACCUCAUAGAAAAGUUUAUGUAAAUAUGUGCUCAUUAUAAUUCUUAUUUUUAAUGGAUAUUUUUUUUAUGUUUGUAACAUACCUUCGUAGUUUAAUAUUUAAAUUCUAUUUUAUAAACUUUUUAUAUAGUCAUUUACCUAUUUUUAUUGCCAUUUGGGUAUUUUUCAAAUAAAAGAUGCCAAAUUCAAUAGAUGAAAGAAGAAACACCUUCAUGUAAUCACAUUUCGGCUUUCGUAAAUAAAAAAUGGAGAAAACUUGCCAAAUUUUUAUCACCAACGCAAUCAAGAAUUUUUAACUGUUUAAACUAACAACGAUGCAUCAACCACAUUACUUUUGCAGUUAAAAAAUCGCGUAAGCUGCUGGAAGAAUACUAAUUAAUAACAUAAUAAGUAUCAUUAUGUAUCUGCACAGCAGGGUGAGAAAUACGGUUUGUUUUGAAAACCUUUUACAAUAAUAAUUGCAUCUUUGGUUAUUGAUGGUAUCAUGUAGUUUGAAUUGCUUAUAUAAUAUGUACUUGAAUUAUUUAUCAUAAUCGGCAAACUUUAAUUUGUCAUUCCAUAUCAUUUCAAGUCAAGCUAUUUCAUUGCAAAUUAGCCUUAGAACAUAAAACCCAUUUUCUUUCAACACCUUUUUGUGUAUUACAUAUUGAUUGCCUAUUGAUUGUACUUGCAAUAAUGGAAGAGAAGGUGUACAAACAUAAAAUAGGACCUAAUAUUAACUAAUCGAAAACAUACAUAAAUAGGAACAUCUUCUUUUGCAUAGAUUUGCAAAUAUGAAAGUUAACGUUUAAUCUAAGAAAAUCUAUUUCUCAAUAUCUUAAGAUUGACCAUCUACUGCUCCAAUUAUUGAAAUAGUCUGUGUUUGCAAAUGACUGAACUUGUAUAAAAUAUACUAUAUUAUACCUGAA
Molecule: messenger RNA, 3986 nt
Organism: Dendroctonus ponderosae (mountain pine beetle)
Lineage: Eukaryota; Metazoa; Arthropoda; Insecta; Coleoptera; Curculionidae
Gene: Cip4
Product: formin-binding protein 1-like
Exons: 14
Coding region: 139-2022 (627 amino acids)
Biological process (GO): signal transduction
Molecular function (GO): protein binding
Source: RefSeq, a predicted model, not a curated record